Haliotis rubra (blacklip abalone) is the source of this 3216-nucleotide messenger RNA. RefSeq names its product endoplasmic reticulum chaperone BiP-like. Gene Ontology annotation, cellular component: nucleus; endoplasmic reticulum chaperone complex; membrane. The coding region runs from base 208 to 2025 and encodes 605 amino acids. Lineage: Eukaryota; Metazoa; Mollusca; Gastropoda; Lepetellida; Haliotidae. Gene Ontology annotation, biological process: cellular response to unfolded protein; protein refolding; endoplasmic reticulum unfolded protein response. The record is from RefSeq and is a predicted model, not a curated record. The transcript has 8 exons. Gene Ontology annotation, molecular function: ATP hydrolysis activity; misfolded protein binding; ATP binding.
GCUCAGCUUAUAGAGGCUGCUGUUUAUUCAUUGUUGACAAUGAAUUUGUAGAAAUAACCGUGGCGCUACGUUUGUGAUCUAAUAUCUUUGGAGAAAACGCACAGAUGAUGCAAGUACGAAGCAGCAGUCACCACCAUCUUCAGUUGUGUUUCAUUCGCAGAGAAUACAAGAAGCUGUUACUGCGAGCUACGUGAAGGUAACAGUCACAUGUACGCAGAGGCUAUGUGCGUGGCGCUGUUGCUAGGGGCAACAUGCAGUCCCGUGCAAGCAGUUACAAACAGUGAAACACCCUCCACUAACGACAACACCGAGAAGUUACGAACUGUAAUAGCAAUAGAUUUUGGAACAGACUAUACCUGUGUAGCUGUGGGUGAGAACGAUCAUGUUGAGAUCAUCCCCAAUGAACAGGGGAACAGGGUAACCCCCUCGUAUGUAGCGUUCACCCCGGAUGGGGAGAUACUGAUCGGACACGCCGCUAAGAACCAAAUGACCACAAACCCCGAGAACACCAUCUUCGACGUCAAACGUCUGAUUGGUCGCACAUGGGAUGAUCCGUCCGUGCAGCGCAAUAUACAACGAUAUCCUUUCAAGGUAAUAAACAAGGAAAACAAGCCGUACAUAGAAGUAAGAGUUGGCUCAGAGGGCAAAGUGUUCGCUCCCGAGGAGAUCGCAGCGAUGGUGUUGUCGAAGAUGAAGGAGAUAGCAGAGAACUACCUUGGAGAAAACGUCACCCACGCCAUCGUCACCGUCCCUGCCUUCUUCAACGACGCCCAAAGAAUGGCAACCAAAGACGCUGGCACCAUGGCUGGGAUGAACAUUCUACGUGUUAGCAACGAACCAUCUGCUGCCUCUAUAGCGUACGGCCUUGACAAGUUAGAUGGAGAAAAGAACGUACUGGUGUUUGACUUGGGAGGGGGAACGAUUGAAGGGUCAAUCCUAACCAUCGACAAUGGCGUUAUCGAGUUGGUGGCCACCAAUGGCGACACGCAUCGAGGUGGUCAAUACAUCGACCAGAGACUGAUAGAGUACUUUAUCAAACAAUACAAGACGAGGACGGGGCAGGACCUACUGGAGGACAGCGGGGCCAUCCAGAAACUGCGUCGUGAGGUGGAGAAGGCGAAGAGAGCCCUGUCAUCCCAGCAUCAGACUCGGGUGGAGAUCGAGUCUCUUAUGGGCGGCCAUGAUUUCUCCGAACACCUCACUAGAGCUAAGCUGGAGGAACUGUACGUAGACCUGUUUGAAUCAACUUUAAACUACAUGCAGUCCGCUUUAGAAGAGGAAUACUUGAACAAGACGGACAUCCACGAGAUUGUUCUGGUCGGAGCAGCAAGUGAGAUACCCAAGGUUCAGCAACUGGCCAUGGAAUUCUUUGAUGGGAAGGCACCAAAGAAAGGCAUUCACCCGGAAGAGACAGUAGCCUACGGAGCAGCCCUUGUUGCAGCAUUUUAUGCUACCUACGACGAGACCAAGGAUGAAUGUUUUGAUAUCAUAGAAAUCAAUCACUUGAGUCUCGGCAUCGAGACCAUUGGAGGCGUCAUGUCAAAGAUCAUCAGUCGGAACACAGUCACUCCUACCAAGAAGACACAGCAGUUCACAACAAUAGAGGACGACCAGGAUGUGAUGGAGGUCCUUGUCUAUGAAGGCGAGAGAGCCAUGACGAAGGACAACCAUAUCCUCGGGAAGUUUGAACUCAAAGGAAUUCCUCCAGCGGCGAGAGGGGACCCCCAGAUCGAUGUUACAUUUGAGAUAGACGUGAAUGGUAUAUUGACGGUCACGGCCGAGGACGUAGAGACGGGAAAUAAGAAUAGCAUUGCCAUUCAGGACCUCCACGGAGAUGCACUCUCGCCUGAAGAUCUGGAGAAGAUGAUUCACGAUGCUGAGGAGUUUGCUGAGGAAGACAAAGAGAUGACGGAGAAAACGGAAGCUGAACUUAGAGCCGGGGAUAAAUGGACGAACAGAAAGGCUGUGAGAAGGAAACCCAUCAUAUCAGGUGACCCGGAGGAUGUUUCCCGUGACGAACUCUGAGGGAGGAAUUGGAACAAGGAGAUGAAAGAAUGAUGCUGGAAACUAAAGAUGCAUGGAUGUUGUGAGGGGAAACUUAUUUAUAUUCUCAAUGUAUAUUAAGUUUUGGUGUUGAAUCAUCAAGAAAUUUCUGAAUAAGAUUGUGUGAAAUGUGUUCCUGUAACUAUGUAGAAAAUGAGUACGACUUCUUAUUGAUAUGCACUUCUUAUCAUGAUUUCCCUGUCGAUGUUCCACCCAUCCAACCCUGUGUCAGUUUAACCGCCUGAUGAGUAAUGAUAGUCCACUGGUCUUAAGAAAUCUUGCCAUGUUCAUCUUCUCUGCUAAUAAUUGUCAUCGCUGCAGCUUAAAGGCUGCUAAUAUAUAACUUUGUAUCAUGGGCCGAUGGCCUACAUUCACAUGAAUAAAGAGAGAGAGAGUGAGGAAGGACACACUACAACGAUAAUGGAUGGUUGAGAGUUUUAUCUAUAUCCCUAGCUCUGUACCGACGACAUAUGCUAUGCAUAAUGCGAAGGUGAGAGAUAGCUCAGUUGAUAUAUGUGUAUGUGUUGUAUGAGGCCAUUCGUCACCACUCGGCCCUUUCCGUAACCUCCAGGACGCUGUUCGGCUUGUCCCGGAAUAACACGAGUUGGUCACGAAUGGUAUGGGGCUUCCCAUUAAUGAAACACUUUCUCAGUCCUGCCCGUCAAACGAAUCAUCAUGUUUGUCCAGGAGAAGAGUUUAUCUAUACAUUUUUUGUACAUUCAUUUGUGUAUUUAGAUUUUGGUAUACAGGUGUAGACAAUACAAGGAGUGUAUAUGUACAUGUGUGUAAUAUAGAAAAUAAAAUAUUUCUUCAUUUACACCUGGACAUGUGUGAUAUAUAAAUAACGAAGAGUACACAAACACGUGUGUGAUGUGGGAAAUAGAAACUUUGUACAUUUACAAGUGUAUGAUGUAGAACAUAUAUGAUUUGUACAUUUACACGUGUGUGAUGUAGAAAAUAUAUGAUUUGUACAUUUACAAGUGUGUGAUGUAGAAAAUAAAAGAUAUGUGCAUUUAAACGUGUGUUAUGUAGAAAAUAUAUGAUUUGUACAUUUACAAGUGUAUGAUGUAGAACCUAUAUGAUUUGUAAAUUUACACGUGUGUGAUGUAGAAAAUAUAUGAGUGUGUACAUUUACAAGUGUGUCAGGAACAAAAUAAAAGAUUUAUAAAUGUA